AUGUCAAGUGGAUUCCAUUGUGAUGUCUGUGCAUCAGAUUGUACCAAUAGAGUACGCAUAUCAUGUGCCAUAUGUCCAGAAUAUGAUCUUUGUGUACCAUGUUUUGCAAGUGGUGCUUCAUCAAAUAAUCAUAAACCUUAUCAUGAUUAUAAAGUUAUAGAAACAAAUUCAUUUCCAAUAUUUGAUCCUGAUUGGGGUGCUGAUGAAGAAUUAGCUUUGAUUCAAGGCUCACAAUCUCUGGGAUUGGGGAAUUGGCAAGAUGUUGCAGAACAUAUUGGUGGACGUUCCAAAGAGGAAGUUGCUAAACAUUAUGAAGAUAUUUAUUUAAAUUCAAAUGAAUAUCCAAUACCUGAAAUGGAUAAAGAUUUUAGUAAUAUAACAUCAACUGAAAUGUCCAAAAAGAAGAAAAGAAGACUGGAUGAAAGAAGAAAUGCUCCAUUACCACCACCAAGGAAACCAACUGCCUCAGUACCAUUAUGUCAUGAAGUUCAAGGUUUUAUGCCUGGUAGAUUAGAAUUUGAACAUGAAUUUGAAAAUGAUGCAGAAUUAACUGUUAAAGAUAUGGUUUUCGAACCUGAUGAUUUAACAUCAGAUAUUGAAUUAAAAUUAGCAAUUAUUGAUAUUUAUAAUUCAAGAUUAACAACAAGAGCUGAAAAGAAAAGAUUAUUAUUUGAUAAUAAUUUAUUAGAAUAUAGGAAAAAUGCAAGUUUAGAUAAAAAAAGAACUAAAGAGGAAAGAGAAUUAUUUAAUAAGAUUAAAGCAUAUGCAAGAGUUAUGAGUCCAAAAGAUUUUGAAGAUUUUUCAAAAGAUAUGUUAACAGAAUUACAUUGUAGAGUUCGUAUACAACAAUUACAAGAAUGGAGGAAAAAUGGUAUAACAUCAAUUGAAAGUGGGAAUAAAUUUGAAAAAGAUAAAUCUCAAAGAAUUGCUAAUUUACAAAGAUAUGGUUAUACAAAUACAAAUAGUUCAAGACAUACAGUUAAUUCAUUACAACAUUCAACAUCAAGAUCAAGAACUCCAAUGAAUGGAAUUAAUGAAGUUAAACGUAAAGCAUUAACACAUUCUGAUAUUCAACAUUCAAAUGAUUUUAAUUUAUUAAAUCAAGAUGAACAAGAUUUAUGUAUUUCAUUAAAAAUUUUACCAAAACCUUAUAUUGCCAUUAAAGAAACUUUAUUUAGAGAAAGUUUAAGAACUGGUGGUAUCAUAAAGAAGAAAACUUGUAAAGAAUUAUUAAAUAUUGAUCCAAGUAAAGCAAAUAGAAUAUUUGAAUUUUUCCGUCAACAAAAUUGGUUAUAA
This is a messenger RNA of Hansenula ciferrii, 1296 nucleotides long. It is a transcript of the gene ADA2, whose product is annotated as chromatin-binding transcription regulator ADA2. The record is from RefSeq and is a predicted model, not a curated record. The transcript has a single exon. Gene Ontology annotation, molecular function: transcription coactivator activity; protein binding; zinc ion binding. Gene Ontology annotation, cellular component: nucleus; SAGA-type complex. The coding region runs from base 1 to 1296 and encodes 431 amino acids. Lineage: Eukaryota; Fungi; Ascomycota; Saccharomycetes; Phaffomycetales; Wickerhamomycetaceae. Gene Ontology annotation, biological process: chromatin remodeling; regulation of transcription by RNA polymerase II.